Molecule: messenger RNA, 1740 nt
Organism: Naumovozyma dairenensis CBS 421
Lineage: Eukaryota; Fungi; Ascomycota; Saccharomycetes; Saccharomycetales; Saccharomycetaceae
Gene: MSM1
Product: methionine--tRNA ligase MSM1
Exons: 1
Coding region: 1-1740 (579 amino acids)
Biological process (GO): methionyl-tRNA aminoacylation
Molecular function (GO): methionine-tRNA ligase activity; ATP binding
Source: RefSeq, a predicted model, not a curated record
AUGCUAAAGAGUUCAAUAUUUAAAUCAAAUAUAACUAUACAACGGAAAUGUUAUCAUCUGACUAAACCUACUGCAUCUCAUAUAACAACUCCGAUCUUUUAUCCGAAUGCAAAACCACAUUUAGGACAUCUAUACUCUUCCCUACUUUGUGAUGUAUUCCACAGAUGGAAUCAGAUGAAAAACGUUCCCUCAUUAUUUACAACAGGCACUGAUGAACAUGGAUUAAAGAUUCAAAUGGCCGCUGAAAAAAAUGGCUUCACAAAUCCUAAAUUUUUUGUUGAUAAACUAUAUCAAGAUUUCAUAUCAUUGGAUCAACAUUUCAAUAUCAAAUUCACUAGAUUCAUUAGAACAACAGAUCCAGAUCAUAUUAAAAACGUAGAACAACUAUGGAAUCUUUGUCUCAAUAACGGAUUUAUCUAUAAAGGUGAACAUAAUGGCUGGUAUUCAAUCUCGGAUGAAACAUUCUAUCCGGAAUCUAAAAUAAUCAAAGAUCCACAUAAUAAUGAUAAAUAUAUCAAUACUGAAACAAACAAUGAAGUAUUCUUCCAAUCCGAAGAAAAUUAUUUUUUUAAACUAUCAACAUUCCAGGAAAAAUUGAUCCAUCUAAUAUCUGAUCCUAAUUCCAAAUUCCAAAUAUAUCCAGAAUCGAAAAGGAAACAAAUAUUAAAAGAAUUACAAAAUGGGACUCCAUUGCAAGAUUUAUCAAUCUCAAGAUCAUCAUCAAGACUAAAAUGGGGUAUCCAAGUACCGAACGAUCCAUCACAAAAGAUAUACGUAUGGUUUGAUGCCCUAUGUAACUAUAUCACCUCUAUAGGUGGAAUUAAUGCAUUAUUAAUUACCCGCAAUACUAGCUCUGGAAACACUACAACUGAACCAACGACCAUCCAUGAGGGAAUUGAUUCCAAGGUUUGGUGGUCAAACACAACACAUUUGAUAGGGAAAGAUAUCAUGAAGUUCCACACCGUUUAUUGGCCCAGCUUCCUUAUGGCUGCUGGUUUACCAUUACCGAAACAAGUAGUAAUUCAUAAUCAUUGGAUAUCUGAUGGACUUAAGAUGUCCAAAAGUUUAGGGAACGUUGUGGACCCCAUUAUGAUGGCUAAUAAAUAUGGAGCUGAUAUAGUUAGAUGGUAUUUAUUGGAAAACUCAAAAUUAGAUGAAGAUGGGGAUUUCCAAGAAUUAAAAUUGAAAUCUUUGAGAAGUUUAUUAGUGUCCAAAUGGGGGAAUCUAAUUAAUAGAUGUUGUGGGAAGAAAUUCAAUAUUUCAAGAGCUGUUCAAAUAUUUACUUCAACUGAAAAUUCCCAGGACGUAUUAUCCAUUUGUGAUGAUGACCCAGAACUACAAACCGCAAUGAAGAACAUUAUAUCCGAGUUAGAAGAAUUACCAAUGCUAAUGGAUACGAAAUUAGUGUGUUUCGAGCCUGGUGCAGCGUUAAGGAAGAUUUGGUCUAUUAUUAACUUCGCAAAUACCUUUGUACAGAUCGCCGCUCCGUGGAACAAAACAGGUAUUCAACAAGACGUAGUAAUUUUUUUAUGUAUGGAAACAUCAAGGAUAAUUGCAAUAUUGACUCAACCUAUAAUACCUGAUCUUUCUAAACAUUUGCUUGACUUUAUGAAAGUCUCGAAUGAUAGAAGGUCAUUAUCUUUUGCAAAACUAAAAACUGAUGACAGUUAUGGUUUCAACAUGAACGACAAGAGUGACGAUGUACCUAUACCGAGAGAAGUUGAAAGUAUAACAGUCUAG